AUGUUGUACAAAAGUAUUCUAUAUUUUGUUCAAAAAGGUGCAAUAUCUCGCCGUAAGUAUGAAAAGUACAAUAAUUAUAUUACUGAAAAAUAAAAUAUAUUACGCUUACAUUUCAUAUUUUAUGUGUAAUAAAUAAUAUGUAGAACUUCAUCAUAUGCCAAAGGCACCGUUACCUGGAGAACCUGCAAAACCAUAUACACUUACUGAAAUACCUGGACCAAGGUCAGAAGCUCUUCUCAAUGAAUUUUCUAAAAUUCAGCAAGUAGACAUUCAAUAUUUUGGAGAUUACCAAAGAUCUAUUGGAAAUUACUUGGCAGAUAUUGAUGGAAAUGUUUUCUUAGAUAUGUUUAUGCAAGUGUCCACACUUACUCUUGGAUAUAAUCAUAGAUCAAUUCUUGGUGCAUUAUCUUGUGGAGGAAAUCAAGUAGCUCCAAAAGGAUUACCAUGUGUUUUUACAACCAUGUGUGCUGCUUGUUCAACCGAGCAUGCUAUACAAAUGGCAUUCAUAAAAUAUGCGGAAAGACGUCGACGUGGCAAAGAUUUUACAGAUGAAGAAAAAAAAAGUGCACCUUUUAAUAAACCACCUGGCUGUCCCGAAUUGUCUAUCCUUUCCUUUGAAGGUGGAUUUCAUGGUAGAACGUUUGGUGCAUUGGCACUAUCACAUUAUAGAUAUAUAACGAAAGUUGAUAUACCUUCUCUUCCAUGGCCAAUUGCACCUUAUCCACAUUAUUUAUAUCCAUUGGAUCAAUAUGAAAAAGAAAAUAAACAGGAAGAUGUUCGGUGCUUGGAACAAGUAGAGGAGUUAAUAGAACAAUAUGAAAAGACAGUGCCAAUUGCUGGUAUCAUAAUCGAAGCAAUACAAUGUGAAGGAGGAGAUAGACAUGCUUCUCCAGAUUUCUUUAUACAGUUACAAGAGAUUUGUAAAAAAAAAUCUAUUCCUUUAAUACUGGAUGAAAUACAAACAGGUGGUGGUGCAACUGGAAGAAUAUGGGCACAUGAAUAUUUUGAAUUAAAUAUUCCUCCUGAUAUUGUUACCUUUAGUUACAAAAUGCAAACUAGUGGAUUUUAUCAUUCCCCUGAAUAUAUGCCUAAACAAUCAUGUAGAGUUUUUAAUGUAUGGAUGGGGGAUCCAGUUCAAAUUUUAAUGUUAGACGCAGUAUUACAAACCAUUGAAGCAGAAGAUUUAUUAACUCAUGUAUGUUAUGUCGGCAAUUAUUUGCUUUGUCAAUUGAACACGUUACAACAUGAAUUUUCGGAUAUUAUAAGUUCCGUACGAGGCAGAGGUUUUAUUAUUGCGUUUGACACACCAAGCAAAGACAUGAGAAAUAAAUUAAUGUAUCUCUUACGUACUAAAGGUGUACAAGUGAGUGGCAAUGGAACAAAAACAAUUCGACUAAGACCAUGUCUGAUAUUCGGAGAAUAUCAUGCUGAUAUCUUUUUAGAAAUUCUUCGUGAUUGUUUGCAAGAACUUGCAGAGAGCUAA
This is a messenger RNA of Heterotrigona itama, 1483 nucleotides long. The record is from the annotation of a GenBank genome assembly. NCBI's taxonomy places the organism in Eukaryota, Metazoa, Arthropoda, Insecta, Hymenoptera, Apidae.